Molecule: messenger RNA, 2857 nt
Organism: Physcomitrium patens
Lineage: Eukaryota; Viridiplantae; Streptophyta; Bryopsida; Funariales; Funariaceae
Product: putative apyrase 2
Biological process (GO): nucleoside diphosphate catabolic process
Cellular component (GO): membrane
Molecular function (GO): nucleoside diphosphate phosphatase activity
Source: RefSeq, a predicted model, not a curated record
AUGUUCGUUUCUUGCUUCGUAAGGAAUCGUGUUUUUGGUGCUUAUAUUUUGUACGUGUAGAUCCCGAAACACUGCUUACGAAAUGUGGCAUUACGGAAUGUGUAUUGCAUUUUAUAUUUUUUGGGAUUUUUGUAUUGUCUUUUACGCAAAUUUUCUCUUGAACGCUGUCAAAGAUUGACCAAGGUUAGCAAAGCCAUUCUUCGCUUACUAUGAUGCUUUCACUCAAAUUUGUAGUGCGUAUCAAGUAGCACAAUGGGAAGCGAUGUGGUGUCCCUAGAUGCACUUCUAUUUCGGUUCUUGUGCCAACGUAUAGGUGUGUAAGUCGGGUGUUUUAUAUUUAUUUUUGAAAGACAGCUUCUAACAAAGCUUUUCAACUGUUUGUCUACAAGAUCCUGAGCGAAAAAAUAUCCUUGGUUAUGAUCUGAUAGCAGGACACGAAAAAUAUCUAACUCGCCUGAGAUGGUGAAUGAUCAAUGCAGGUGAACUUAAGAUAUUUAACAGAUGGGUCCACGUAUGUUCUUCAUAGAAGCGGUUUAGGAAUUUCUUUCAAAUGCGUGAGACAUGGUCGACCUAGACAGCCAUACUGAAAGAAUUCGUCAGCAUCGUCGUGCAUUGUUUCUGUGAAACGAAUCAUGACUUUCGAUUCAGUACUCCCAUGGCUUGAUUGACUUCAAAUCCGCUUAGUAUAGCGGCUCCGCCGACCCCCUCACAAAAGAGUAGUGGGACAAUAAGGUCGACGGAGUUGGCAGAUUAACCGUUUCAAACUUGUUCACGAAGAUGUGAUGGGACUCGUUCUUUACAUGGAUACACAUUCAGAUUCAAUUGUAACGUAACUUUUUUGGGUUAUUCAAGUUAUGAGUAAUUCUAUAUGCUUUUGGGUUUGCCAGUUGUGAAAUUUAUUACUGAUGAUAGCUGGUUAACCUCAGCUCGCUCUCUGCUCUACCAGGACAUCUUUAGUAGAGACUUUCAUCUAAUUCAAGGUCAAUCAAGAUCUGGAAAACGCAAUUCUUUAGGGUACGCUUCAAGACAAUUCGGAUCUGGAGAAAGGCAACUGGUGUUCUAUUUGAGUCUGAGCUGCAGCCUCAAGAAGGGGAACCUGCUUAGUCUCAAGAGCUUGAGUAAAAAUGAGGAGACUCCGUAGAGAGACAUUUCCUGAGAAAUGCCACCGGUACAGGGGAGUGAUCUUUGUUGUUUGUGUGCCUCUCGCUCUCAUCUCAGUAGUCUUGGUGCUGAUGCCGCGCAUUCUUGAUCCGCCCAGUGCUGCCAGAUACGACUCUAAUUACGAACUUCCCAGCAACAAUGUGAGAGUUCCGGAACAGAAGCGAUAUGCAGUCAUUUUCGACGCAGGAAGCUCCGGUAGCAGAGUGCAUGUGUUUUCUUUUGACAAGAAUUUACAGCUUGUCAAAGUUGGGGAUGAAUUUGAAGUGUUUAAGCAGCUUCCUCAUGGACUGAGUUCUUAUGCGCUUAGUCCAAAGGAGGGAGCAGCGUCUUUGCAGCCUUUGCUGGACAUAGCUCUGAAAGUUGUCCCUGCUGAACAGUAUAGGACUACACCUGUACUUCUUGGUGCAACCGCGGGUCUUAGACUCCUUCCUGGAGAUCAAGCUACUAACCUUUUGAAAGAGGUUGAUACCUUGUUGAUGGAAAGCUCAUUCAAAUUCAAGCCCGAAUGGGUGAGUAUCAUAGAUGGAACACAAGAGGGCUCGUACCAGUGGGUCACAGUCAAUUAUUUACUAAAGCGCCUUGGGCAAUCCUUCGAUCAAACAGUCGGCAUUGUGGAUCUUGGUGGAGGUUCUGUUCAAAUGGCGUAUGCAAUUUCUGAUAAUGAUUUUUUGUCAGCUCCUAAACCCCGCAGUGGUGAACAAGCUUAUGUAAGGAGAAUGAGCCUCUUGGGAACCUCAUACAACUUAUAUGUGCACAGCUACCUCAGCUACGGAUUGUUGGCUGCCAGGGCGGAAGUUUUGAAGCUUGUGGAUGAGUCCAAAUCCUGCCCUUGUCUUGCUAAGGGCUUUGAAGGCUCAUACAUAUAUGCUGGACAGGAAUACAAGGCAAGUGCAAGCGCGGAUGGCGGAGAUUACAAGAAAUGUAGAACGCUUGUUGUUAACGCUCUCAAAGUGGAUCAAACUUGUGACAGCCUUAAGUGCACUUUUGGAGGAACCUGGAGUGGAGGCGGCGGUGCUGGAAUGAAGUCGCUAUUUGUGGCAUCCUUCUUUUUUGAUCGAGCUCUUGAGGCAGGGAUCGUAACAGAUCCUGAUGCCGCAGAGGCAGUGGUCAUGCCCUCAGAUUUUGAAGCAGCUGCUAAGAAAAUCUGCGUGCUUAGUAUUGAUGAGCUAGCUGAAGAGUAUCCGAAGCUAAAAGAGGAUACUAGAAAGUUCUUGUGCAUGGAUUUGACAUAUCAGUAUUCACUCCUCGUGUCAGGGUUUCAGGUGCAACCAGAUACGAAGAUUACGCUAGUCAAAAAGGUGAGAUACAGUGGGUCCUUUGUAGAAACUGCUUGGCCCCUUGGUAGUGCAAUUGAACUAGUAUCUCAAAACAAAGUUUAAGCUCCGACUCCAUGCAUCAUUCGAUACAAGCUGGUGUUCACUCGCUGUAAAUGACUAGUCGAUUUAGUCUGCACUUCUAGAUUUCUUUAUGGAAUAGGUGUAGGUGAGAAUCAAUUUUAACUUGAGCUAACUGCUAGGCACUAGACUGCUGCUGAAGAUGCAGAGAUUUUGUAGAAAAACUUGCAGGAUGUGAUGUUGGAGAUGUUGCAAUCCACCUGUUGACUGAGUAAAGCUCGUGCUCUAAUCCGGUUCUUAGUCUGGCCAACUCUCAAAUGUACUGUAUCCUUCACCCAGAAAUUGUUCAUUCUUUGAGUUAA